AUGGUUAGUCCUAUAUUUAUCGAUCCUUCAAGUCCUACAUUUAAUUAUACGAUUGGCUCAAAGACGGAUGAAAGUCUUAAAGAACUAAUCGUCCAAAUAAAUUUAGGACCAACCGUCCAAAAGUCGGGACCAAAGGUCAAAAAAAUAGAGACCAAAUGUCUUAGGAACCAAAAGUCCAGAGUUCUACAGACGUUUGGUCUUUAUUUUUUGGACAUUUGGUUAUAUUUUUUAGACGAACCAACCGUCAAAAAGUCGAGGACAAAGGUCCAAAAAUAUAGGGAGCAAAGGAACCAAAAGUCCAGAGUUCUACAGACGUUUGGCCCUAAGACGUUUGGUCCCUAUAUUUUGGACAUUUGGUCCCGAUUUUUUGGACGACUUUUACAAGACACGGUGGGCAAAUUUGCGCUAAAUAUAUCAGAAAUUUCGUCUGCCAAUAACGUUUUAUGUAAGAGUCACGUGACAUUAGAGAUGCACAGAAUGUUUGGCAUGUUCGGCCAAAAUUUGACAUUCGGUUUCGGUCAUAUAAUGUUAAUAAUAAUGAUUAUAAAACACGAUUGCUUCAAAGCACCUGGAGCCUGCAUCCGAGAGUAUAUGUUUUUUCAGCACAGUAUAGAAUGCCAGACGUACGUUUCGUCUCUCACGAGACUCGUCAGUAGCCUGCCGAAUAAGGUUUAA
Messenger RNA from Helobdella robusta, 675 nucleotides. RefSeq lists its product as hypothetical. The record is from RefSeq and is a predicted model, not a curated record. Bases 1 to 675 code for a protein of 224 amino acids. The transcript is spliced from 5 exons. NCBI's taxonomy places the organism in Eukaryota, Metazoa, Annelida, Clitellata, Rhynchobdellida, Glossiphoniidae.